This is a messenger RNA of Clonostachys byssicola, 1491 nucleotides long. The record is from the annotation of a GenBank genome assembly. NCBI's taxonomy places the organism in Eukaryota, Fungi, Ascomycota, Sordariomycetes, Hypocreales, Bionectriaceae.
AUGGGAGACGUAUAUGAGUGUGUGAAGGAGGCGAUUGUUCGCCCUCCAGGUCUCCCAAAGGCCAAUCCCACGAUCUCAUCCUGGCAGAGCCCACCUGAUUCUGUGUCCAAUGUUCGGUCUGCAGUUCUUCCUAAGGAGGUGGACGUUGCCAUCAUUGGCUCAGGCAUCACUGGAUGCAGUGCAGCCCAUGCCAUCGUCAGCCAUGAGGCUGGAUCUGCGAUGCGUGUUGCGGUUCUCGAAGCCCGUACGGCAGUUAGUGGCGCAACAGGCCGCAAUGGAGGUCACCUCAUCUCAGACACCUGGGGGCUGUUUCCUGAACUGGUGGACGAAUUCGGGUUGGCAGAUGCCGUUGAUAUUGCGCGGUUCUCGGCAAAGAAUAUAUCCACCCUAAGAAAGGUGGUCUCUGGUCUAAGUGAUGCUGACCAGGAAGCUGUUGAGUUUCGUGACCUGGUGGCUACAGCAUCGCUCUCCGAUACGCAGUCUUGGGAAGGGAGCAAACGUGCUGCAGAAAUAUUCACUGAGGCGAUGGGACCCGAUUUCGCGAUCCAGGUUGAAGUUUCAGCAGACAAGGACAUUGCAAAGAAUGACUAUUCAUAUGCUAACGGAGUGGGUUUUAUGAAACAACACGGCGCUGCAGCACUAAGUGCUUACAGACUGGUGACUGCAGUCUGGAGGCAGAUCUUGGACAAGCAUCCCAAUUCCAUCACGCUCGAAACUGAAACUCCCGUACUUUCAGUGGAGCCAGAGACUUGGCAGGGGAAAGACGUGUAUCAAUUAACCACCCCCCGGGGCACUAUUCGAGCUUCCAAGGUCAUACACUGUACCAAUGGAUACGCUGCCAACCUAUUGCCGAAUCUCGUCGGGAAGCUCUAUCCCCUCCGAGGCACUAUGUCGGAACAACAACUUGGACCGUCUUUUCCCGAGUCCGGAGCGGAAUAUUCCUGGACCAGCACUGGUUUGGGGAGCUAUGACAAGAAUUCAGAUGAACUUUUCGUGAACCUUUGGUAUGCUCAGCAAACCCCCAAGAGUCGGAAUCUAUUUAUUGGAGGCGAGCAUCAGCCGAUCAAAGAAAUGUUGAACGAUGAUGAUUCAAAGAUAUCCCCUUCCGCACGAGCUCACCUAAGCGCCAUCACUUCGAAGAUUUUCCACAAUGCUGAGCCAACAAGUGUCAAAAACAUGUGGUCAGGCAUUAUGGGAUUCACAGCGGAUUUAUUUCCAUUCGUGGGACAUUUAUCCAAGGAAAUGACUGGCCGAGAUGGCAACGGAGAGUUUAUAGCUGCGGGAUUCAGCGGACACGGCAUGGAUAAGUGUUGGCUAUGUGGAGAGGCAGCUGCCUUGAUGGCUCUUGGAGAAGAUGUCCCAUCCGGAUUUCCGAAGCCUUUUCUUGUCAGCAAUAGGAGAAUCCAAGACGGAACCCCCGAUGUUGCUGUUAAAGCAUUGGCUGAAAACAUUGUGUGUCUCAUUGACACACCUGAUGAAGCUGUUGAAUAG